AUGACGUCCACCUGCACCAACAGCACGCGCGAAAGCAACAGCAGCCACACGUGCGUGCCCCUGUCCAAAAUGCCCAUCAGCCUGGCCCACGGCAUCAUCCGCUCGAGCGUGCUGCUCGUGUUCCUCACCGCCUCUUUCGUCGGCAACAUCGUGCUGGCGCUCGUGUUGCAGCGCAAGCCGCAGCUGCUGCAGGUCGCCAACCGCUUCAUCUUCAACCUCCUGGUCACUGACCUGCUGCAGAUUUCGCUCGUGGCCCCCUGGGUGGUGGCCACCUCCGUGCCUCUCUUCUGGCCCCUCAACAGCCACUUCUGCACCGCGCUGGUGAGCCUCACUCACCUGUUCGCCUUCGCCAGUGUCAACACCAUCGUGGUGGUGUCCGUGGACCGCUACCUGUCCAUCAUCCACCCUCUCUCCUACCCCGCUAAGAUGACCCCCCGCCGGGGCUACAUGCUCCUCUACGGCACCUGGAUCGUGGCCAUCCUGCAGAGCACCCCCCCUCUCUACGGCUGGGGCCAGGCUGCCUUUGACCAGCGCAACGCCCUCUGCUCCAUGAUCUGGGGGGCCAGCCCCAGCUACACCAUUCUCAGCGUGGUGUCCUUCAUCAUCCUGCCGCUGGUCGUCAUGAUUGCCUGCUACUCCGUGGUGUUCGGUGCCGCCCGGCGGCAGCAUGCCCUGCUGUACAACGUCAGGAGCCACAGCUUGGAGGUUCGGGCCAGGGAUCGUGUGGAGAACGAGGACGAAGAGGGAGAGAGGAGGGCUGCGUCCCGGCGCCAGGACGGAGGUGAGGCCGAGGCCGAGGAGGGCGGCGUGCAGGCCGAGGAAGAGAGCGCGGAGGCCAGUGCGGGCAGGGUGGCGGCCGCGGGCAGCGAGGAGGUCCGGGACGGCGGCUCGGUGGCCAGCGAAGGCAGCUCAGAGGGCCGGGACGGUGGCCCCCAACCCGCCGGCAGCGUGAAGGCGGACAAGGGCCGCGUGGAGGUCAGCCAGUGCAACGUCGACCUGGGUGAAGAUGACACGGAGUUCGGCGAGGAUGACCUCAACUUCAGCGAGGAGGACGUCGAGGCAGUGAACAUCCCCGAGAGCCUCCCGCCCAGUCGUCGAAACAGCACCGGCGACCCCCCUCUGCCCAGGUGCUACCAGUGCAAGGCUGCGAAAGUGAUCUUCCUCAUCGUCUUCUCCUACGUGCUCUCCCUGGGGCCCUACUGCUUUCUGGCGGUUCUGGCCGUGUGGGUGGAUGUCCAAACCAAGGUGCCCCAGUGGGUGAUCACCAUAAUAAUCUGGCUUUUCUUCCUGCAGUGCUGCGUGCACCCCUACAUCUACGGCUACAUGCACAAGACCAUCAAGAAGGAAAUCCAGGAUAUGCUGAAGAAGUUCUUCUGCAAGGAAAAGCCCCCGAAAGAAGACAGCCACCCGGACCUGCCGGGAACAGAAGCCGGCACAGAGGGAGGGACCGAAGGCAAGACCGUCCCUUCGCACGACUCCGCCACUUUGCCUUGA
Messenger RNA from Lynx canadensis (Canada lynx), 1494 nucleotides. RefSeq names its product G protein-coupled receptor 101 (gene GPR101). Gene Ontology annotation, molecular function: G protein-coupled receptor activity. The record is from RefSeq and is a predicted model, not a curated record. Bases 1 to 1494 code for a protein of 497 amino acids. Gene Ontology annotation, biological process: adenylate cyclase-activating adrenergic receptor signaling pathway. The transcript has a single exon. Gene Ontology annotation, cellular component: membrane. Lineage: Eukaryota; Metazoa; Chordata; Mammalia; Carnivora; Felidae.